AUGAACUGCGCAGACGACUUGACCGCCGUAGACAUCGACGAAGCCCAGCCAGGCUCGCUCCAGGCGUCCUCGUCGACCUCUUCGUCAUCCUCCCUCUUCCCGCUCAUCGAAUUCCACCUCUCCCACGCGCUCAACGUCAAUGACGCCGUGCAAGAUCCGCUCAAGCGCGUGCUGAGACCACUCGACUCGAAGGACGCGGUUCUAACCAACGACGAGCUGGUCGGGACAGAGCACGAGGCGGGCGCAGGCGACGGAGGCGUGUGGACGGCUGGGUGUAUCGAGACGCAGGACGGCGACGACGAGUUGCUCAUACAUGUCCGCUUCUCUGAACUCGUACGGAUCAAGUCCAUCUUGAUCGGCACAGGCGGCGGCCGCCUCUCGACCUCUCCCUGCCUCUGCCGCGCCUGGGUCAACCGAGGUCCGUCGGGCAUCACGUUCGAUGAGGCCUCCUCUGCAACACCAAAACCAGCACAAGAGUGGGAGUUGCUGGAGAGCGAGGGAGGCGGGCGAGGGGCGGUCGAGUACCCGGUGCGGAUAGCGAGGUUCGCCAAUUGCAGCGACAUCGACCUGUACUUCGCCAAUACACGCAGCGAGCAGUCACGACUGUUCUACCUGGGCUUCCUUGGCGAGUCGCGGGUGCUGAAGAAGGAGCCAGGCGACCCGAUGACGAUCGGCGCUGAGAACGCGGCAUCGUCCAUGGUCGACGGCGCGAAGGAGGAGAAGCGAGGCGGCACGACCACUUCCGCCCGCUAG
Molecule: messenger RNA, 753 nt
Organism: Rhodotorula toruloides NP11
Lineage: Eukaryota; Fungi; Basidiomycota; Microbotryomycetes; Sporidiobolales; Sporidiobolaceae
Product: thioredoxin family Trp26
Exons: 5
Coding region: 1-753 (250 amino acids)
Cellular component (GO): nucleus
Source: RefSeq, a predicted model, not a curated record